This is a messenger RNA of Humulus lupulus (European hop), 411 nucleotides long. RefSeq lists its product as uncharacterized. Bases 1 to 411 code for a protein of 136 amino acids. The record is from RefSeq and is a predicted model, not a curated record. The transcript has a single exon. NCBI's taxonomy places the organism in Eukaryota, Viridiplantae, Streptophyta, Magnoliopsida, Rosales, Cannabaceae.
AUGACUAGAGCAGGGAUAGAGCUUGUUGUAGGUCAGUUGGCCAAUGUUGGUCUGCAAUCUACACUUCUUAAUAGGAUCAUGGAAGCACAAAUGAACAAUCCUCAACUAGUUAAGAAUUGGGAGGAUGUCUUUGUUGAAGUGGCUAAAGACUUUACUAUCUUAAAGAUGGAUAUGCUGAGAUAUAAGGAUCAAAUAUGUGUUUCGAUGGAUGCUGGUAUCAAGAGAGAGAUUAUGGAUGAGUCUCAUACCACUCCAUAUUCAUUACAUUCAGUCACUAGAAAGAUAUAUCGAGACUUAAAAAUUUUGUAUUGGUGGUUGGGGAUGACGAAGGAUGUGGUUGAAUAUGUGGUUAAGUGCCUUACUUGUCAGCAAGUAAAAUUUGAACACCAGAGGACAGUAGGGUUACUAUAA